UUUGUUCUGGAAUUUGUUUGUUCAUGUUGAUUCACUUCACUUUAGAAGAUAUUAUAAUCAGCUUUGAUAAUUGUGAAUCCUCUGCUUUAAUACUGAAUGUGGUGUUGUUGACUCAUGAAGUGCCAUGUCGUGAAUGUUAAAAUGGUAUGAUUAUAGAAAGUAUGGCUCAAAAGAGAUCAUAUUAUUGCUUAUCGUACGUUUUGGUCUGCUCCACAUUUCCCGUUAAUAAGUUCAUUCAUGAUAGUGAUGUUAAAAGUUGCAACUUUGUUGUCCUCUUACCCAGCAUUUUAUUCCCUGGUGAAGCUGCAUUAGCUAGAAAACACAGUUUAUUCAUUUGCAUCAUUGACUCGACUAAGUCUUUCUUUUAGUGUAUGAUUUGGGUUUGCUUACUCUUCUUCUUGCAUGGUGAAAACUCAUGAACUUUUCAAAGUAUUUUUCUUUGUGUGCGAUCUGGGUUUCCGUGUUUGUUUUCUAUUUAUCUUCCAUAGCUUAGCCAAUGGUUUUCUCUAUUUAAACCUUUUUCCCCGGAUGAAGAAACACAUUUACUCAUUUUCACCAUUAAAUUGACUUAGUCUUUCUUCUAGUAGUCUUACUUCUUUGUUGUUUAUCUUCAACAGCAUAGCCAGCCUUUCAUGUUUUCUUGAUUUUUUUCGUUGGGAGUUAGUUAGAGAAACAUGGAGAGUUGUUUUUGGCUUUUGUUGGUGCUGAGAACUUUGGCCAUCAUCAUUCAUAUUGUUGAAGCUCAAUACCAAAAAGGGUUCAUCAGUUUGGAUUGCGGACUACCCGACGAUCAGAUGUCUCCUUAUAAAAUGACUGGUACUGAACUGUGGUUCACUUCAGACAAAGAGUUCAUACAGAGCGGAAAAACUGGCCGAGUCCGAGAAAAUCCCAACGGUUACGCGGAGCCAUACUUGACGAUGAGAUAUUUCCCAGAGGGAAUACGGAACUGCUACAAUCUGAGUGUGGACAAGGGGCGUAAAUAUUUGAUCAAGGCUUACUUUCUAUAUGGAAAUUAUGAUGGUCUGUACACUAACCCGGUGUUUGAUCUUUAUCUUGGACCUAAUCUAUGGGACACUAUAGAUUUAGAAACACUAGUGGAUGGUACAGCGACAGAGAUAUUACACAUCCCAACAUCAAACUCGUUGCAGAUAUGUCUCGUUAAGUCUGGGACGACUACACCGGUAAUAACAGCUUUGGAACUACGGCCAAUGGGAAAAGAUUCUUAUAUCACUAAGUCUGGUUCCCUGUUUCUAUCCUUCCGGAUAUAUCAUAGCAAGUCGAGAAUUAACCUACGAUACACAGAUGUCUAUGAUCGCAAAUGGAAUCCGUUCUUUAAGACGGAAUGGACACAGAUUUACACUGACCUCGAAGUGAGCAAUUCCAAUGGUUAUGUUCCACCGCAAGGUGCGCUGAAAAGUGCUGCCACGCCUACUAAUACCAAGGCGCCACUGACAAUUACUUGGAAUUCAACGAAUCCUAGUGAACAAUAUUACUUGUACGCACACUUUGCUGAGAUCCAAGACUUGCAGGCAAACGAAACCAGAGAAUUCAACAUCCUAUUGAACGGACAACAUUAUCAUGGACCGAUGAGUCCUAAGAAGCUUGACAUAACUACUGUCGAAAAAGUAACCCCGAACACUUGCCAAGGAGGGAGAUGUAGUUUGCAGCUAACAAGAACAAACAGGUCAACUCUUCCACCUCUACUUAAUGCCUUGGAAGUCUACAGAGUCAUUCAAUUUCCGCAAUCCGAAACAGAUGAAAGCGACGUGGGUGCUAUGAAUAAUAUCGCAGCCAGCUAUGGCUUGAGUAAAAUCAACUGGCAAGGUGAUCCAUGCGUCCCUCAACUGCUCAAGUGGGACGGAUUAAACUGCAACAACACGGAUAUGUCUACGCCACCAAGAAUCACUUCGUUAAACUUGUGUUCAAGUGGUUUAACUGGAACCAUAGCAGCUGCCAUUCAAAGUCUUACAAAACUAGAGAAACUGGACUUGUCAAAUAAUAACUUGACUGGAGGAGUGCCGGAGUUUCUAGGCAACAUGGAAUCUUUGUCGGUCAUAAACUUAAGCGGUAACAAUCUUAGUGGUUCAAUUCCUCAAUCUCUUCAUAAGAAAGGACUAGAGCUAUAUGUUGAUGGGAACCCAAUGCUUUGUCUCUCUGAUUCAUGUAAAGAACCACCGAAGAAGAAAGUUCUUGUGCCAAUUGCUGCAUCAGCUGCUUUUGCAGCCAUUGUCAUUAUUGUACUAAUUUGUUUUUUUGUAUUCGGAAAGAAAAAGAAAACGAUGCUACAAGGUCUAAACCUGCCACCGAGGACGUCAACAGGGGAAGUUACAUUUGCUAAUAAGAACAGGAGAAGGUAUACAUAUUCAGAGGUCAUCCAAAUGACUAAUAACUUCCAAAGAGUUUUAGGUAAAGGAGGGUUCGGCAUGGUGUACCACGGUAAUGUAAAUGUUUCUGAACAAGUGGCGGUUAAAGUACUUUCUAAAUCUUCAACUCAAGGCUAUAAGGAGUUCAAAACAGAGGUUGAUCUUCUUCUGAGAGUGCACCAUACAAAUUUGGUGAGCCUCGUUGGGUAUUGCUAUGAAGGAGAUCAAUUGGCUCUCAUUUAUGAGUUUCUGCCCAAUGGAGACUUAAAACACCAUUUGUCAGGAAAAAGAGGCAGAUCUAUCAUCAACUGGAGUACUCGACUACAAAUAGCUUUGGAUGCAUCACUAGGAUUGGAGUACUUACACAUUGGAUGCAAACCGCCGAUGGUUCAUAGAGAUGUCAAAACUGCCAACAUAUUGCUGGACGAGAAUUUCAAGGCCAAACUCGCUGAUUUUGGGCUCUCAAGAUCUUUCCAAGGUGGAGGGGAAUCUCAGCAUUCGACGGUGAUUGCUGGUACUCCUGGAUACGUUGAUCCCGAAUAUAACCAUUCAGGUAGAUUGGCUGAGAAGAGUGACGUCUACAGUUUCGGGAUCGUUUUAUUGGAGAUGAUCACAAACCAACCUGUGAUUAAUCAAACCACUGAAAAUUGUCACAUAACACAAUGGGCUGGCUUAAUGGUUAACCGCGGUGAUAUUAUUGAUAUCGUGGAUCCAAACCUUGGCAAUGAUUAUGACGUUAAUUCAGUUUGGAGAGCUCUUGAGCUGGCAAUGUCAUGCGCGAAUCCUGUUUCCUCAAAACGACCAUCCAUGUCUCAGGUUAUUCAAGAACUAAAAGAGUGUAUUGUGUGUGAAAACUCCGGGAUACAUAACAAUCGAGGCUUGGAACCUCAAGAAAUGAACGUUAGCUUUGACACUACAGUGGUUCCCAUCGCAAGAUAGUUCUGAGUGACAAAUACUUAGAUACAUAUUAAGCAAAAAUUUGUAAACUCGCUAGUUAAAUUAAAAAGUAUUAAUUAAAGUGUGUAAGUGUAAUUCUGCUUUUAUCGAUCAUUAAUCUAAAAACAGUUUCCGCUC
Molecule: messenger RNA, 3437 nt
Organism: Camelina sativa (false flax)
Lineage: Eukaryota; Viridiplantae; Streptophyta; Magnoliopsida; Brassicales; Brassicaceae
Product: receptor-like protein kinase At5g59670
Biological process (GO): protein phosphorylation
Molecular function (GO): protein binding; protein kinase activity; ATP binding
Source: RefSeq, a predicted model, not a curated record